AUUCUCUUCCUCCAUUUCUUCCUUAAGAAGCUCGAUUCUCACAUUUUCUUCUUCGAGUGUCACAUGAUGAGUUCGGGUGGUGAGGAUUCGGCUGAGAAUACGAUGGGUAUUCGUGGUAUCCCGGAGCAAUGCGGCUGUGGUCGAAGAACUGGGAUUUACACAUCAAAAACGAAGGAAACUCCAGGAAGAACUUUCUUUAGAUGCCCAACGUUUCGAAAUGAUCACUUGUAUAAAUGGGUAGAUGAAGCUGUCUACGAAGAGGUUCAGGAUGCAUUGCCUAAAGUUGAUUGCUUUGCAUCCGAUUUGAGGAAGCUCAAAAUGGAGAUCGAGAGCCUCAAAAAUGUGGAGGAAGAGCUGAAAGAAGAUGUCAGAAAGGCUAGCAAUGAAGUUAAGAAGCUGAAUGUGAUCGUCAAAGUGGGUUUUCUAGUGGCAUCAGUUUCUUACUAUGUUUGUUUAUGUUUGAUCGUCUUUUGCUUUAUCACCAAAAUAAAGACUCAAAUCUGUACAACCAACUUCCUCAAUGCCAGCAAUACCGUUCUCAUCUUCCCUACCAUCAUCACCUAUAUCCCCAAAUUCUUCAUCAUCAUCUGA
Raphanus sativus (radish) is the source of this 591-nucleotide messenger RNA. RefSeq lists its product as uncharacterized. Gene Ontology annotation, molecular function: zinc ion binding. The record is from RefSeq and is a predicted model, not a curated record. NCBI's taxonomy places the organism in Eukaryota, Viridiplantae, Streptophyta, Magnoliopsida, Brassicales, Brassicaceae. The coding region runs from base 64 to 591 and encodes 175 amino acids. The transcript has 4 exons.